AUAUCUACGUUUAUCUGCCUUCGGAGGCACCGUCUUUGUUUUGUUUCAUCCAUUGAUGAGACUUUCGAUCAUUUCUAACUCCCAAGCUCGACCUCCGCAUAUCGAUCCUAUCCGCUUCGUCCUGUUGAUGCGCCAUUCAUCGUGUCCGGGACGCAUGGUCUGAUGGCUAAUGGACUCCAUAUCGAUAAGGUGUAGCAUCAUUCACUGGCCUGGCCCCCAGAUGCAUGAUGUGAACCUCCACAAGUCUUCUGUUCACGAUAGAGCGUCAAACUCGGGUGACGUCCCGCAAAGAGUCUGGAGUGACUGCAUUGCAAUCAUGUCGACGCUACCCGGCCCUCAUCUGGAACCAAGGCUUACCUGGAACCAAGGCUCAUGAAACCAUGCGGACGCGCAUACUAAAAAGAAAAUAAAACGCAGUGCCAUAUACCUCUAGCAAGGGGAUUCCUACCCCCAGCGCCGAAGGAUGGGUGGGCUGGUACGCCAUGAACCCAAGCUCGGAGCAAGAAGCCAACAGAUAUCAAGCCGCUUUCGGGCGACUUUGACAGGCCGAAUACAUAGCCCUUGGCAUAAUAUCUUGUUUUUGAGCGUACUUGGGCUGCACCCAACCGCCGAGCAACCUGCAAACCAUUGUGUUCGGUUUCCUCACACCCGCAGCGGCGACCUCUGACUUUGGUCAGGACGAAAUGCGGCGUA
Messenger RNA from Bipolaris maydis ATCC 48331, 693 nucleotides. The record is from RefSeq and is a predicted model, not a curated record. Lineage: Eukaryota; Fungi; Ascomycota; Dothideomycetes; Pleosporales; Pleosporaceae.